AUGGUGCGACAAACGCAAGCCAACGCGCCGAUGUCGGCGGCUCUUGCAACCAUAAAUCUUGGGGCAGAGGACGUGCACAGCCCUUCAUUAUACCAAGACAUGAUUGCCCUCGAGCGCUCGCCAACAAAACGACCUCUAAUUCCGAAGUCUAAAAUGGGUAAGAAACCUCUGUUGUCGGUUGUGGGAACGCUCGCUCGUGCCCCAGGCAAGUUGCUCCUCAACCCUUCGAUUGCCGAACGCCCAAGGCACUGUCUAACCACCGGUUCCCCGACUAUGGCUGGAAGUUCCAUGUUUGAGGAAUGUGUAGUGCGUGUCUGGGUUCAUUUCUGCUUAUAUGACUAA
Danaus chrysippus (African queen) is the source of this 342-nucleotide messenger RNA. Lineage: Eukaryota; Metazoa; Arthropoda; Insecta; Lepidoptera; Nymphalidae. The record is from the annotation of a GenBank genome assembly.